Nothobranchius furzeri (turquoise killifish) is the source of this 3003-nucleotide messenger RNA. Its product is annotated as ras-related protein Rab-8A. Lineage: Eukaryota; Metazoa; Chordata; Actinopteri; Cyprinodontiformes; Nothobranchiidae. Gene Ontology annotation, biological process: endocytic recycling; Golgi vesicle fusion to target membrane; neurotransmitter receptor transport to postsynaptic membrane. Gene Ontology annotation, cellular component: trans-Golgi network transport vesicle; dendritic spine; synaptic vesicle. Gene Ontology annotation, molecular function: GTP binding; GTPase activity. The record is from RefSeq and is a predicted model, not a curated record.
AACAGCCCUUCCUUCUUCACCAGGCGGGAUUUCCGCAAUAAUAUCAAGUAUGGCCAAAACGUACGACUAUCUGUUUAAAUUACUGCUUAUCGGGGAUUCUGGUGUCGGGAAAACCUGCGUCCUGUUCAGGUUUUCAGAAGACGCCUUCAACUCAACAUUUAUCUCUACAAUAGGUAUUGAUUUCAAGAUUAGGACAAUAGAGCUUGAUGGCAAGAAGAUCAAGUUACAAAUAUGGGAUACAGCUGGCCAGGAGCGCUUCAGAACAAUCACAACAGCUUACUACAGAGGAGCAAUGGGCAUCAUGCUCGUCUAUGACAUCACAAAUGAGAAGUCCUUUGAAAAUAUCAAGAACUGGAUAAGGAACAUAGAAGAACAUGCAUCAUCAGAUGUCGAGAAGAUGGUCCUUGGCAAUAAAUGUGACAUCAAUGACAAGAGGCAGGUAUCCAAAGAGAGGGGCGAGAAGCUUGGGCUGGAAUAUGGGAUCAAAUUCAUGGAGACCAGUGCAAAGUCCAACAUCAAUGUUGAAAAUGCGUUUUUGACUCUCGCCAGAGACAUCAAAACAAAAAUGGACACAAAAAUGGAAGCCAACACGCCACAGAGCAGCGGUCACGGAGUCAAGAUCUCAGAACCUCAGAAAAAGACCAGCUUCUUCCGCUGCAGCUUGCUCUGAGGACAGAUGGCUUUGUGGCUGCAGGCUGGCAGGACACAAAUAAACUUCCUCGUCCCUUUUCUCUUUGCUUCCCAGCACACGGCCUGUCCUCGCAAUCUGCAAAAAACACUAUUGUCCGUAAGUGGAGGACCUCCUCUCUCUUCCUCUUCUGAACGCUUCCAGGGGUGCACUUCUUCCACGUUUAGGGAAUAACUUGUCUUCACGGGUCAGGGGGCUUAGCUGGCACAGCCGAAAGCAUGAUCCAAAUGUUCCAUUCCACACAACAAAAUGGGCUUUUACCCACGCACUCGCAUUUCUGGUAGCACAGCCAAGCAUAAAAAAGUGUUUUUCAUAGUAUUUUUUGAGCAUAGUUAGAUCUAUUUUUAAUGGCAUUUUCCCCUUUUUGUGUUAAAACUGUCAGCCAGAGACUGAUGAGCUUGAACUCCAGUGAGAUGUGGUUGCACUUAUUUUAAUUAGAGAAACGUGUAACCAAGUUUGAGUCAUUAGGAGAAAAAAAAGUUGCUCAUAUUUCUUUGUGUGUGUGUGUGUGUGUGUGUGUGUGUGUGUGUGUGUGUGUGUGUAGUCCUGGACAAUCAUUACUGUGGCUGAAGAUGUUUCAUCACAUCCUGAUGUCUUAUUGCACAAACUGAAGUGACGCGUGGCAGAAAAAUGACUUGGAAUGUCGUCCGCGUUUUGACUCGAGGUUGGCUUGUUGCUGUUGAUGGUCUCUGAAGUAAUAACUCUUAAAUUGGGGUAAAUUGUGUGGAAGUUUUAAUACUUUUCCCACCUUUUUGGUACCCGUUAGUAGUCAUUUUGGGGAAUAAAACAAUAUAGUAACAAAAGCCAGAAACAUUCAGUUUAAGCGACUGAAACAUUGAUUUAUUUCAUGUUUCAGCUCUCAACAAAAAAAAAGUCAUUAAGGAGUUAAAGUUGCUGGUUGAUGUGGACCAAAAUGUGAAGUUUUUCUAAUGAGUGGUUAGAACGUGUUUGUUAACAAAUUAAAAGAUGAGAAAUCCCAAAAUGUGUCGGUAGAAUAUUUAGAAAUCCUCCAAUAGUGUAUCAGAGUUGUUCUUAUUAUUUAAGCUAAAGUUGGGUUUCAAGGUAGGAUCUGGGUUGCUCUAUGCUAUGUGUACUGUGAAUGAAUAAGACUGAACAGGUGCGGGUGCUUGUUGUGUUGCUUUUCUUUAUUUAGUUUGAUCAGAAUUCCACCAUAAUCUAUCAACUAGAAGCCUGAUCUUCCAUCUUUAAGGAGAAUAUUAACCACUUGUGAUAACCGAUAGUCAAGAUUUUACUUUUAAAAGGACCUCAAGCACAUUUGAUUAAAAAACUGAAAAUGUAAAGAAACCCAGAUUUAAGUAUUUAAAAACCGUUCUGAUGAACUUUUAAGCUAAAUGACGUCUCUGGUUGUCCUACUGUGUAGCUCCCAUCCCACUCCUCUAGCACUUUAACCGUGUCGUCUGCAGAGCGAUGGUGUCACUACGGACAGCGUAUAAAAACAAAAGUUAACCCUUAUCCCUCCUGCCUUGUCCCCAUAAUGUAUCAUUCUGAAGUAUUCGUCACUAACCUUGUAGUUUAUAUAAACAGAUAUAUUUACUGUAUGUAAGUGAAGAAUUUGAACGUCUAAGCUGCAGCCUGACAAACGGCUCUCACGUGAAGUAUUCUAGUUUUACCCUCUUGAGUUUGACGCUAGGUGGCGCUAGAUACACAGUUAGCCUCUUCAGAAUCCAUCCAAACUUAAAACUGAGUCAUAAUUUAAGUUUGAGAACAAAAGCUCAAGUUUAUUUUCUAAAAUGUGCUCUGUAGUCUCGCUCCUUUUCCAUUUUUUUGUCUGAAAACCAGAAUUUUCUAUCCACGGUUUGGAGAGGAUGUUCUGCACCUUUCAGCAGCAGUUUGGGACCUUUAACGUGACCAUUUGUCUUAACCACCAGUUGUCAUAGCUGAGCUAUGCAUUGUGAAUUUUGGACCUGUGUGUAAUUUGUAGUUGAAUAUGUGGAUCUUUGUUACUGUGUGUGUGUGUUUGUGUGCGUGUGCGUGCGUGUGUGUGUGUGGCUCAACUUUAACACAAACAUAAGCAGAUUAUAUUUUGUUUUGAAUGAACUUGUUUGACUUUUUUAAACAUAUCUUUUUCUUAAGAUUCUCAUCACAUGUUACAGUAAACAUACAUUUAUUUUAACAGCCAUCUUUUAAUUCCAUAGCGUGACGUUCAAGGGAGAGUGAGAAAGUGGGGAUUGUAAAUAUCACUUGAAAAAGAAAACAAAUUGGUUAAAGUUUACUUUUUAAACCUAUAUAAAGAAUAUCUACAAGCUGUAGGUGUGUACUUCUGAUUUAUUAAUAAAAAUGGAAAUAAAACUUCA